Messenger RNA from Astrephomene gubernaculifera, 2405 nucleotides. Lineage: Eukaryota; Viridiplantae; Chlorophyta; Chlorophyceae; Chlamydomonadales; Astrephomenaceae. The record is from the annotation of a GenBank genome assembly.
GACUUGCUAGGCCAAACUUGCUACGUGUUGCUAUCCAAUCUCUUAAGUGGCAUUCCUGUUCUUGUGUAAGAACUACUCAACAAUUUGUUAGUUUGUUUCAUAGGUUUAUUUGAUCCCGUGCCUAAGGAUCGCAGUAAUUCUUAAAGGGCGACCCGCUUAGAGUGUUAUCGAAAGCAGUAAACUCUAACGUGCGUAUCGACGAGCAGCGGCAUUUCAGUUCGUCAAGUAGGCGCGUUAGUUGCUUUUACUCACUUGUAAACACGGGGAGGCACGCUGCGGCAACCUUUUAUAAAACAUCUGUCACUAUGACAGUGGCAGAUGAGGCUAAGGGUGUUGGGGAGGAUGUCGAGAGCCAGCCAUUGCUUCGCCAGCCUCCGACUACCAGGAACCGGCUUGCAGUAUCUUCAACAACGCUGAUUAUCAUUUAUUAUGCCUUAUGCUCAUCUCUGAUGCUAAUUGUAAAUAAGGCGGCUAUCCAUCUCAUUCCAGCGCCAAUGUCAAUUUUAUGCAUCCAGCUGUUAGUCUCAGUCGUUGUCGUCGUGAUUGGCGACAGAGCGGGCGUCAUGGUCGCUGAUAACCUUGAAUGGGCCAAGGUGUCUAAAUUCAUCUGGGUCGUGAUCGGGUUCCUUGGCACCCUGCUGGCGAACAUCAAGGUCCUCCAGAACGCGAAUGUGGAGACCUUUGUCACCUUCCGCUCCUCAACACCCCUGGUCCUGUCCCUGUGCGACUACAUCUGGCUGGGCCGUGCGCUGCCCUCCGCCCGCUCCUGGAGCUGUCUGCUGGUGCUGCUGGCCGGCUCUCUGGGAUAUGUGGCGGUGGAUGCGGACUUCAGGGUGCAGGCCUACUACUGGCUGGCAGCAUGGUACGUCUUCUUCACCUUUGACACGGUAUACGCCAAACACAUGUGCGACACGCUCGUCAUGACCAACUGGGGCCGAGUCUACUACGCCAACCUGCUGGCGCUGCUGCCGCUGCUGGUUGCCGUACCGCUGAUGGGCGAGCCCGCCGUGCUAGCGGGGCUGAGCUGGGGCGGGGGCAGGGUUGCGGUGCUGGCGCUGUCGUGCGCGCUGGGGGUGGGCAUGUCGCAUGCGAGCUACCUGCUGAGGGAGGCGGUGUCGGCGACGGCGUUCACCAUUGUGGGCAUUCUGUGCAAGGUGCUGACGGUCAUCAUCAACGUGAUGCUGUGGGACAAGCACGCCUCACCAGCCGGCAUCGGAUUCCUCCUCAUAUCGGUCUUCGCGGGCACGUUUUACCAGCAGGCGCCGCGGCGCAAGGAAGCAGCGGUGACGGUGACGGCUUCCACUUAAGUUCCACACAGGCAGGUGUAAGCAGCUGCGGCGGCGCAGCUAUUGGUGGCCACUUCUAGCCGAGCAAGCUGCUGCUGCUGCUGACGCUGUUUCUGCUGCUCCUGCUCUUGCUGCCGCUGCUGCUCCUGCUGCGCUAUUCGCAAGCGAGUGACUUUUGACCUGACUUCUUGAAGAGAGGGCCGCGGAUCAUCACUGACCCAGAGCCCAGGAGCCAAGGGGGUUUGGGCGGCGUCGGGGCGGACCAGGGGUGGGAAGCGUUGAGGUGCGUCUCUUGAGGAUUGUGUUAAAGCAAUGUGCAAUGUGUUACGAUUCUGUGUUAAUGGAAGCGGUGUGUGUGGCGUGACGUGUCCAUUGUAAUGACCCCCACAAGUUGGGGUGUGUUUGGCUGGGUUGUAUUUGGGUGCGGUUGUGGAGGUCGGGAUUGGCGGCGGAUGCGAGCAGUGCAUGGGAUCGAGGUCUGGGUGGAUUUGGCGGAAAUGCGGGCUGUGCACGUGCCGCAGGGCCGGUUCGUCGCCACAUGAGUCGUGUUCUAUCGAUUCUAUACCAACGCCGUGCGGGUUUUGGUUGUACGUACUCUUGUCGUAUUGAGCUUAGCCUUUUCCGCAAUUUCUUAAGUCUUCGCUACUUUAGGAAUCAUUCUGAUUUAUGCAAACGUUUAGAGGUUAGAGCCUCUUACGCGCAGCAGGCGAAUAUCCUCAUUGGACUUCCGUGAACUGCUCGGGGUUUGCUGUUUAGGAGUGUUUACAUGCUGCUGCUUUGCCUGGUCGCUGCUGCUUUCGUUGCCUGUCUGUAUGUGAAGCGGGAAAGCACCAACAAUCUUGUGCAGUUACUUCCAAGCGCAUUUACCGGUACUCCAAUGUGCAUGUAGGACUAGUACGGCUGCUGUCUUGCGUGCUUACGGUACUGAAGCUGCGCCUGCCAAUUGGCUGGCAUGCUUUGGCGUCAUUGCUCACUGGUGAGUCUAGCGGUGACCAGGCGGAGGUGCGGGUGAGGAGUUUAGAAGGCGGCGACAGAUGUGUGCCGGCCAAAAACGUUGGCGUGCGCGAUGUGACGACACACGGGUUUUGCAUGCGAAUAUAUGACACGCCCCGGGAGGCC